AUGAGGCAUGAUCUCGACAGUUGGGACUGUUUCAGUGACACCAUUGAUCAGUUUAUAGAUUUCCAACGUUUUUCGACCUUUUCCCGAUCAGAAGAGGACUCUAGCUUAAUGGACCUAGAGUUUCUUGGCUAUGAGGAUGAAACCUGUCUCUGCCCUGAUCCGCUCCCUUGUUUUGGCUCUGAUAUGAACUCAGCCGAUUCAGUGGGCCACUUGGUUGAGGCUUCUUGUCAGCUGAAGGAAACACAGGUGAGUCAUCCAGGAGGAUCAACAUACCAAAGCUUUGAGACAGAUCUGCCCGGAUCAGCAAACAAGUACCAGGACGCAGUCAGUGGAAGCAGUAAGGAUGAAACAGACAAAGAAAAGGAAAUCGUGGAAAUCAUCAAUGUUCCUACCGAAGAAAAUUCGACAGUGGACAAGAAAAUUGAAGGUUGUAGCAAGUUUCUUCGCCAGCAGAAGAUCCGGAACAUGAAAGAGAGAAAACGAAGAAAAAAGAUCAGCAGGCAGAUGGAAGCCUUGCAUAAACUUAUGCCACAUUCAGACAAGAGUGAUAAAGCCUCAAUCCUAGCUGAUGCAGUUGAGUAUAUACUAUUCCUCCAGCUAAAACUUCAGGCUUUUGGAAUAUGUAGCAACAUGCACAUACACCCAUCCUCUGCAGCUACACAACUCCCGCCAUCGUAUCAGUACUGCUGGGGGCAGAUGGCGCCGGUUAUCGGAAACCUUCCCCUUGGUAACGGCUCGCCUCCUUCAUUUGUUCCAGCUGCUCCGUCACCAUUGUCGCUUGGGAUGCCGCUUCUACAGAACUGCCGGCCUUUACAUCAGCCUGAGCUCUAUCAACAUGCGCUUCAGGCAACUAUCCCUCAGGGCUUCAUAUCUCUAAUCUCUCUCUCAUUUGUGCGCAGGAAUUGA
Messenger RNA from Nymphaea colorata (pocket water lily), 906 nucleotides. Its product is annotated as transcription factor PHYTOCHROME INTERACTING FACTOR-LIKE 13-like. The transcript is spliced from 5 exons. The coding region runs from base 1 to 906 and encodes 301 amino acids. Gene Ontology annotation, cellular component: nucleus. The record is from RefSeq and is a predicted model, not a curated record. Gene Ontology annotation, molecular function: protein dimerization activity. Lineage: Eukaryota; Viridiplantae; Streptophyta; Magnoliopsida; Nymphaeales; Nymphaeaceae.